This is a messenger RNA of Ceratina calcarata, 8301 nucleotides long. RefSeq names its product brefeldin A-inhibited guanine nucleotide-exchange protein 3. The record is from RefSeq and is a predicted model, not a curated record. Gene Ontology annotation, biological process: regulation of ARF protein signal transduction. The coding region runs from base 31 to 6636 and encodes 2201 amino acids. Gene Ontology annotation, molecular function: guanyl-nucleotide exchange factor activity. NCBI's taxonomy places the organism in Eukaryota, Metazoa, Arthropoda, Insecta, Hymenoptera, Apidae. The transcript is spliced from 23 exons.
UCGAUCAGUCGCGUGUUAGUCCACCGUGACAUGGAGGAUCUACUGCUGCAGAUCGUCCGAGAAUCGAGCAAUGCAAAAUUACAAAACUUGCGUAAAUCGGCGCAGGAAGCUUAUGACUUUCUGGAUAAGCAGCAGGGGUUGCUACGCGAUCCGCCCCACGAGCUGCGUGGAAAAUGUCUACACACGUUUCAGCUAGCGCUCGAAACGAAGAGGAACAAGUUCGUCGUCCUCGGUUUGCUGGGAUUACACAAAAUGCUGCGGGACGACAGGUUUCAAUCGCCCUACGAGCCAGAAGACGACUCUCUCUGGCUUCCCGCACAAAUGUUGCACGCGAUGGGUUCCAUGCUCUCGCAAUCGGACGACACGCAGACGGACAUGCUAAAAGUUUUAUUACAAGUAGCUUGUUCGCCGUAUUGGACGAUGAAUGGGCGUCUGAUAAUUGCCAUCCUUACUACCUGCUGCGAGGCGUUUGAAAACGGUAGUCAGGCGGUGAGGACCGCGGCUCAGGCGGCGACCAGUCAAACGCUCCGAUCUUUCUGCCUUUUCCUAGAUGAGGAAUGUCAGGAAAUGGACGAGAACGCGAAGAAGAACAAGAAUGUUUGGGAAAGAGGCGUUUCCUGCUUUAACGAAGCUCUGCCUAUACUUCAGUACAUUUGUAGUAAGCUGGACGAAGCUCAAAAUAAUGGCAGGAACGGGAACACAGUGGUGUUUUUACUGGAAUGUCUGCACACCUUGAUUUCCUCUUUGCCUCAGAAGAUUCACACAAACGCGCACUUCACAACCUUUUUGUGGCAGAAAUUCUGUCCAGCGUUGAUAGCUUUUCUGGGCACGCCGAGGGUUGAUAAAACGUUUACAUCCAGGGAGGGGAAGGAGAAUGAGAUUGGCAGAGGAUCCGGAUACCUGGCUACUUCCCUCAGCUUCGACAGUCAUCAAGCAAAAACUGUUUAUAGCAUCGGAACAGAGUUAGUUCGAUUAGUCGGUUGCGUGGGACCCCUCCGUCCGGUUUUGGAAUCAGUAUUUCACAGAAUGUUACUGUACCCUCCACCCCAGCAACGAUUGGAACCCUUAAAGGCCCUGAAGGAACUUUUACGAAGUCCCAGUCGAAUGGUCGAUUUCGCUGGGCCGUUGUUAGUAGAAGAAGAUAAAUCUAGUCAUAUCCAGAGCGACAUGGCAUUGAUGAGACUAGCGAUGGACUCGAUAGAAGAGUCAACAGCUGGUGGCUUGAGCACGAUACACGCAAGUGUUUCUUGCGUCGUCGCAAUGCUCUCUGCGCUUCAGGAAUUGUGCGAGGGGAAGGCUAUUAAUCAUACGUACACGUGCACGAUCAAUAGUUUGUACGAAGAUCUGGAAUCAUGCGACUAUAAAGGACCUCUGACCUAUCAGAGUAUGGCGCGAUUACCAAAAACCUACAGAGAGCAGUUGGAGUUAAUGAAAAAGGGGAUGGGAUCUGACUCUGACUCGUCAGGGCAUGGACCAUCGGAGGAUGGCGACUCCACUGACACGGAGGGUCCGCAGAACGAAUCUGACGAGGUCCAAGAAGACAACAGCUUAGACGACAACGAAUACUCGAUUGAAAACGAGAGGGAGAGACUGAGGCUGGAAAAAUUACCAAAGUGUCUUCACGUCGGUCGUCAGGUAGCCGACGAGUGCAACGUGGACAUGGAGAGGCACAACGCUAGGAAAUUUGUGAAGACUUUGAAGACGGAUUUAAUACCGAUGGUACUGAGUCUUAGGAGCAAUAUAGAAGUCGACGAGGCUCUGCAGAACUUCGCUUCGGAAUAUUGCCAAGGUGUCUUCACUGCUCAGCAGAAGAUGCAAGAACAAACGGAUACCAGCACCGAUUCGUGUGCCUUGAUCACGAUCAUGAACGCCGAUGGAAUUUACUUGGCUACGUACGCCGCGUUGUUGUUGAAUUUGAAGUUGAUUAGGAUUAAUUAUUACCACGAUGAUAAUCAUCAAGUUCCAAUUAGUGAGGAACAAUUUGUGGAAGAAGUGCACGGAUCCGGAGUUUUGGUGUAUCUAUCAGCAACUUGGUUGUCCGAACUCUAUCAGCAGGUUCUGGCUUGCAAUUUAUUAGAGAAAUGUGGCUACAACCCUCAUUACACGGAAAACAGCGCACUGAUAAAUGUAUUAACCGACGUCGACGGUAUCCCCGGUAGUCAACGAGGCGGACAGCUUUUGUCUGACUAUAUACGAUUGGAGAAAGCUCAGUUAUCUCGAAGCGAGCCGACACCGGAAGCGGAGGCUGGUGCCAAACUGUCGAGGAGAGUACUGACAUGCUGCUGGGGAAGCAUGAUGACCGUAUUGACUACAGGAUUGAACCCACCCAAGGAACAGAAUAAUAAAGGAAUUCUAAGUAGAGACGGUAGCAGGCGGAGUGUCAGAGAUAUCGUGGUGUUAGCAUUGGAGGGCCUUCACAAAGCUGCUAUCUUGAGCAACAUACUUGGACUGCAAAAUCGUUGCGGUUCGAUAUUCUCUCAGUUAGUGAAAGCUGCCUGCACGGAGCAGUCGAUAUCAAAAAUUACGAGGACGAAAGACGUUCUUCGUCUGAAAUUACAAAACAGGGCAACGAAUAUUCAUACGUCGCACGCUUUAAGCAUGGAUGUUAUUCUGGGCAAGGGUUUGGAACUCGGUAGCCACGGCAGCGAUUGCUGGCCACAUGUUUUUACGUGUUGCCUCUACGUGAGCAAAUUAGAACACGAUUUCUUUGGGAGAAACCAAAAUCCAUCGUUGCCUAAGACUCAGCAGAAGAAAGAGAAGAAAGAUGCAUCGAAUAGUGACCCGAAAGGAAGUCAAGAUAGAUUAAAGCUCAACUUUAACAUUGCCGAUGAAGAAGAAACUUGCGUUGACGUCUACAGCUUUUUAUCUAGUCCAUAUACACAAAAUCCCAGUACAGAUACCAUCCCAGAAAUCAUCCAAGAAUCAAACGCAGACAGCCAAUUCAAUGGAAUACUUCCGGCUGAUUACGCAGCGAAAAUCAUCUGCGUGUUGUCCCAGCAAGUUGACAGAUUGUUCGAAAACGCCGCACUGAAAUUAAAUCUCCGAGCCCUGUGCUCGUUCCUAAUGGCUCUCUGCAAAGCUAGCAAAGCGCAGUUAUUCAAAACGACUGACGGUUCUAAGGACAAUAAACGAUUUUGGUGGAGAAGAAGCAAACCGAGAGAAAACGAGAUGAACGUGUUACUACUGGCACGUUUAGGAGAAGUUAUGUUAAAAUGUGUGAAGAGCGGAAGACCGCUGAUUCAUAUAAUGAGGGUUUGGAGUAUUUUGGGGCCACAUUUCAUGGAGGCGGCCUGCCACAAAGACCGUAGCAUUUCGAAGAAAGCUGUUCAAUGCAUCCAUGAUUCGAUGGCAGCUCUAUUAAACGAACAGGUCGAACUGCCACAUUUUCAUUUCAACGAAGCGCUCUUCAAGCCGUUUGAAAAUCUCUUGUGCCUGGAACUCUGCGACAGCGAUGUUCAAGAUCAAAUCGUUAGCUGCAUCUGCGAGUUCGUCGAGACCAACAGGACCGAGAUUCGAUCAGGGUGGCGGCCGCUGUUCGGCGCGUUGCGGGUAGCUUCGGUAGGCAAUUCAGAUUCCGUCGAGUCCGCGCCGCUGUUAGAAGUCUUCCGGGUCUUCCUGUCCACGGACAACACGCUGGUGUUCGCCAACGCAGCGCUAGAUUGCAUCCUCUGUUUGUUGAGACACGCGCGCGGCAUGGGCGAGACGGACAAUCAUCAGGAUGAGCAGGAUCAACUGGACGCUGCCGAGUCCAGAAGAAUGAGGCUCUGCGUAGAGAGCUUGAAAUAUCUUCUAAGCUGCAGCGAUAUUCUAGCUUCGAUGUACGGCAUGCCAGCUUGCCCGAUCUUUCAUUCCGCUCAGAGAAUCCAAGUCUCGACCAUCCCUCAAUACGUCGACCCCACGAUUCCCAAUUCAGAGGUGAUCAGAUUUGAUAAACACGCGGAGUCGAUUCAGGAAACUAUACCUGAGAGAUCGCACGAUAUUCUGAUGGAUAACGUUUACACUAUCACCACAUUGCAAAGCAUGGACAAGCCCAGCGGUAUUUUAAGGGUCUGGUACAUUCUGAUCGAGGGUUUGGCUAGUGCCACUAUGAUAUGCCCCAAACGAUAUCAGCCGCAUACUCUGGAAACGCUGUUCCAUUUGUUGAGGGAUACAUUAAAUGUCCCUGGACCAGCUUUCGGACUGUACUGCGUGAAUCAUUUGUUGCUGCCGAUGGUUCAAAACUGGCUGAGGAGGACGUCGAAGAUUUUCAGAGGGUGGGACAAUUUCGCACCUAAUUUUAAACAAUGCUGCGGACUCACCACGGAUCUGGUCGUCGACUAUCUGACGCAUUUGCAAGGACCUGAGGUGGACAGGAACGACGCUUAUUUAACCGCGACGACGCUGAUGUUGAAGCAAUUAUUGUUGGUGAUGGCUGAGUGCGUGGUCCAGCCCACAGAAAGCAUAGCUCGACUCGGUUGCGCCUGUAUUAGGCACGUUUUGGUGAGCAGCGGGCCGCUUCUUACUCCGGAACAAUGGGAGGUUUGUGGGGUGGCUUGCUUCCGCGCUUGUUCGAAUUCGCUGCAGGAGCUGCACCAGUUGACCAUGGCUUUCUCGCCGAGGUCCGAGUCAUUUUACGGAGACGUGGCGCAGGUGAAGGUCGCGGCGCGACGCGAUGCCACAGCUGAGGAGUCCGAACGUUUGCGACAACUCACCGCUCAGGUGUUCCUCUUGGAGGAACAACGCGGUGAAGACCCUGCCAGGAGACUCGACGACAGAUCCUACAUUUUCCUCCUGUAUCCACCCUCGGUGGGUUCUACCCUCAAUCCCGAUCUUUAUAUCGUUAGAGUUCAGCUGAGGGCACUGGUGGUCGGUCUUCUGGUCCACCAAAUGCUUCUCCACUGUGUCGCCAGUGUCCUUCUUCGAGGGCCUGACUCGUCUUUUCCUAGUUUGUCAAACGUGAUACCGCAGUCAGCCGUGCCAACAUCACCGAAAGCAUUCAUCCCCGGGUUUUUAUCACACCUAAGCGCUCAUCACGUGGACAUCUUCUUAUCAGUAUUGGACCUAUCAUACGCUACAUCCCUGAAAUUCGACUCCCGUCCCGGUUUGAAAUUCUUGCUACAAAAAGUAGCCAAUUUGCCCCAGCCAGCGAACUUGUACCGGCAAGCUGGCGUAGCUUGGACCAUAAAAAUCGUCACAUUAUUCGAAAUCUGUCUUCAUGAGAUAGAAGAAACCGAGACCUCUUUGGACACCGUGAAAAUUAUCCUGAAUUCCGAUGAAAAAGGUUCUCUGAAGGAUCCGAAUCUUCAGAAACUGUCAAAAUAUUUGAGACAAUUACGUACCACGUUCGAAGAACUUUGCGAGAGUUACGUGGAUGUCGUCCUGGACGAGGACGGGAAACAUGCCAAAGUAGACAAUUUCUCUGAUAGGAAGAUAUAUCUGUUGAUAGCGCAACCGGACGAUUUCCCGGAGAUACCGAAUAGGGAACCGAUCAAUAGAAGAUGUUUAGCUACUCCAGCGCCAGUAAAACUACCGAGAGACAUGGAAGAAGAUCAGGACCAAGAGGUCGAAGACCAAGACGAGGAUCCCGUGGAAGAUCAAGAGGACAUCGAGAACUAUAAUCCAAAUCUGGACGACGAAAGCGGUUUGGAGGAGCUUGGGCCGGAGUGCGAGGACGAUCCCAGGCCGUUCAGACUGUCUGACCUAGCGGUGGAGUACUCUACUGAUUCCGGGCCGCAGUCUGAGCCAGAAACGGACGACUCCAGGCCACUGUCCAGAUUAGGAUCUGUUACAGAGAGGACUGUGUAUCCAGACAGAUCCGGAGGAACUUCUAGCGAAGGAUACAUCGACGGAAAAUACAGUUCCAUCACCCCGGCACCUCAGCAAUUAAUUAACGAGGAAGAUAAUCUGUUUUAUAAGCUCGGAUCUUUGAGGAGAACGGAAUCUGUCGAUUCUUUCGGCACUUCUGUAUUGGAAUUGAAGUCGACGCAUUGUGGUUUGACUUACGAGGAGCUGAGUUCUCUGCGGAGAUUGAAGUUGCAGAGAAGAAGAAGUGACGCGUGUCUAGUGACGAGGAAAAGUUCCCUCAGAUUCGUUGAACCGAUUGGGAUGGAUGAUUCUGAGAGGCUGCCGCGCUUCAGUGCGAAUCAUUUCCGAUGUAGAUCCGUGAUAGAAAUGAGGAGAACCGCCGCGUCGACUGUGUCAAAUUCCUCAAACGACUUGGACAUGUCGCCAAAAGUUUCGUCGAAGAUCGAGGAGAACGCAGAGCAAAAUUACUCGCCUAAGAUCUUUGACAACAUCGACGAGCUGUUGUGUGACUACGAACGGAGUAAACGAGGCUUUCGAACGAAUCCGUUUUUGAAGAAAGAGGAGGAGGAAGUCAAUGAUAGUAUAGAGCUGCCGAGUCAGGAGUCGGUGUUUCAGAAGAGGACUCAAGUCUGCAAGGAUAGCGAGGCGCAUAGAAAAGCUUGGGCCGAAAUGCUGAGCACUGUGCUCGAUUGGACCUUGGCUUUGUCUGACGAUCAACUGAUUCCGUUGCUUCCUGUUUUCGUGAGCGGCGUGCGGAUGUUGACGAGACACGCAGUUGACCAGGUUUUAAAGCAGCGGCUGUCUGCCCUGUUCCACCGAAUUGCUGUACUGUACGGGCUAACGAGCAAUUAGGGACAGCUUCAAUACAUCUGGGAACAGAUGUAUUUUCACAGCACCUUCUAAAACCGCUGGCCAACACGACACUGAUUUAGAAACUUAUUUAUGUAUUCUCGUGAUUGAUGUGAAGAACAAGCUCUCAUUCGCUGAUUUUUCAUCAAGGUAAAUUGGAUUUCAGUCAAUAUAGUUUUCAAUAAAAUAAGAAAGACUAAUCGUCAGAGUCAAUGUUAGCAAAGAGCAGAUUAAUUCUAUCAAAAAAGCAUACUACUUCUUAAAUCAUAAAUUCUUUGCUAUUAUAACUAAAAAUCAGGAUCAUUAUAAAUCUAAACAUUCACGGUGUUUACAAAAACAACUUUCGAUUUUUCAAAGUAUAGUUACUAAAGAAUUGCAGAGAAUCACAAUAUUAUCAAGGAUGGAUAAAUCUGAAUAAUUCUCUCAGCGAAAAUGCGAGAUUUCCGAGAGCAGAUGAAAACUAAAGAGAAUUCCUCGUGAUUAAUUGAGAACCAAGUGAAACGAUAUUUAUCGGCAAGAGGAACCUUUUAAAACUGUGGACUGUCUCUAGUCCGCUGGACGCGUCGACACGGAGAGACAAGGAUUUUAUUUACGAUCAGCUCCGCACGCACAUCGUCUUCGAUCCUCUCGUUUUAUGCUCUUUGCGUUUAACUGUAGUUUGCGGUCCACUCGCAGAGCGUCGGGAGGCUUUGCGACCAGCGGAAUCACCGAACGGACGUAACACACGGCCAGAGUUUCGAUACGUUUCGUGAACAGCCUAAAGAUUCUUUGAAAUCUCCGAAAAGAUGGAUUCCCCAUCUCUUAAUAAAAAUCUGGUUGGCUUACAAGAACAAUUUUAGGAGAAAUCGAAUUUAGGAAUAUGGAAGGAAUGGAUUAUGACUUUUUGAAUUUGUUGUCUCCGAAGUAUUCAUCCCUGUUAUAGUUAUUGUUGCUUUCUUUCAUGAAUGAACCAAGUGUCGGAGAGUUAUUAAAAGCAAAGGGGGAGUAAUUAAGUUGUUACGAGUUACGGAAUGAAGGAAGAAGGAGAAAUAAUUGGGAUAAGAAAGUCGAGUUGCUUUAUGAUGUUGCCAAAAACGUUCUUAUGUAAAAGAAUCGUAGAAUCGAAACAGAAAUGAAGGAACGAUUGCUAUGACAUUUUAUUGUAAAUAGUACUCUUGAGGGUAGAGAUCGUUUAUCGUUGAUUUUCAUGUUUAGCCGACGACUAGUAAAUGGUUCUCCGUUUCAAUUGUCGCUUCGAUAUAUACUAUAAUCUCAUAUAUAUUAUACACAUAUAUUUUGUAUAUCGUUUGUAAGUUAGGGAUGAAACGAAGAAUAAUUACCAACCGUUGUAUAAAUCAAACCAAUAUUCCCGAAAAUCCUGCGAUUCCAUCGGUGUUGUAAGUAUUGUUGAACGUCGGAUUGUUAACAAAACGAAAAUGUGGAGGGUUUACUAAUUGAUAAUAAAAGGUGCCUACGUAGACCCUUUGUUUUCCUUUCCUGUUUAUUAUUGUAUAACGAGAACUACGAAUAAUCGAACACAUCCUUUAAAUAAAACUGUGGACAGUAUUAACGAUAAUAAUAGUGUUUUUAAUCCAACUAACCAUUAUUGUAAUGUAAGAACGUGUAACGUUCACUUAUUCCAAGUUAUAAUAAAAUUGUACAAUUAUAUUACUGUGAUUGGUAACUGAA